AUGGGUCCGCCUACACGAAGCAAUGCAAAGCUCACAGUAAAAGACCUAUUACACCAAGACACAAACAGCUGGAACUUAGAAGCAAUACAAGCUCACUUACCUCAUUAUGAGGAAACCAUCAGGCUGCUUAUCCCAAGCUCGCGUAAUCUCUUGGACUACCAAAAAAUCAAACACUACCUCUGGAGGGCACUCAACAAAGCUCUACUAGUGGGAAUGAACCUCCGCUGGCGGGGAAUUAACACAAAUGCUUGCUGUGCAAGAUGUGGAAAACAGGAGAAUGUCUGCCACAUUUGGUUUGACUGCCCGUACGCAAAAGAGGUGUGGCGUACAACCUCUAUAGUCUCCCCCCUGGCAGGUCUUUCUCCAGACGUAGACCCUAGUGUCCUACUCAGCUCCCUCUACAAAUCAAAAAACCACCCGUCAGCACCAUUACAGGAAGUACCCCUGUUCCCUUGGAUCCUCUGGUAUCUAUGGACAAGCAGAAACAAGAUCACCUUCGAGGGUUCGGACUUUACAGCGUCGGAACUGGUCACCAAAGCCACUCAGGAAGCGACCCUCUGGCACUCAGCAAAUAACUCCCCACCCCAGGUACCCUCGAAGACAAGACAGCCGGAAUACCUCCCAAUCCGGAAUUCCGCAGCGAUUUGCCACACAGAUGGCGCAUGGCAAGCGAACUCUCUGAUAGGGGGCAUGGGAUGGACCAUCUCAGACCCAGGAGGCUCAGUGAUCGCAGAAAGCUCAGCGGCUCAACGAUUCGUCUCCUCCGCCUUGGUAGCAGAAGCCAUGGCGGUCUUAGCAGCACUUCGGGAGGCAAUCUCGAUGGAGAUUAGUGAUCUCCACCUUCAAUCGGACUCUGUAGUCCUUGUCAAUACCCUCUCUCGGGGGCGGAUGUGA
Messenger RNA from Thlaspi arvense, 894 nucleotides. The record is from the annotation of a GenBank genome assembly. Lineage: Eukaryota; Viridiplantae; Streptophyta; Magnoliopsida; Brassicales; Brassicaceae.